AUGAUCUUUGUUCCGUUGCUACUAAUUACUCUACCCCUUGCCCUAAUCUUUGUGUGGUACCACAAGAAGCGAAAUUAUUGGAAGAAAUAUCAGAUUCUCAGCGUAGAUGGUUCGGAUCUGCAUAAACUCAAAGAUCGUGAACAUGUUGCCUUCGUUUAUCAACGAAUCUAUAAACGAUUGAGGGAGGAAAAUAAACCCUAUGCCGGAUUCCUAACUCUGUUCACACCCUCUCUGCUGGUGGCGGAUUUGGAUUUACUGAAAUUGAUAUACAUCAGUGAAUUUGAUUCCUUUCCCGAUCGUGGUCUCUAUACGAAUUAUGAUGCCGAUCCAUUGUCCAAGAAUAUGGUGAGAUUGCAUGGUGAUCUGUGGCGUAAGGUGAGAACGAAGCUGACCCCCACCUUUAGUUCGGGGCGCAUGCGUCAAAUGUUUGGCAAUGUGGAGGCCAUUGGUAAGAAUUUCAUCAAGGUCAUGGGUGAGCAGGUGGAGCAGCAGAACCAUGAGGUUGAAAUCAGGGAUUUGUGUGCCCGUUUCACCACUGAUGUAAUUGGUAAUGUGGCCUUUGGCCUGGAGUGUAACAGUCUGAAGGAGCCCCAAACGGAAUUUCGUUUGAAAGGGGAUAAGGCCUUCUAUACUAUACACCCCUUUAUGGAAAUGAUAGCUUCCACAUAUCCCAGAUUUUUCCACCGAUUGGGUUAUAAGGUCUUCACAAACGAAUUGAUAGAUUUUUAUUCUCGCAUUGUCCGUGAGACAGUGGAAUAUCGUGAACGCAAUCAAGUGAAACGUAAUGAUUUUUUGGAUAUCUUGAUUGAGUUGAAAAAUAGUCCCCAGGAGGAGCAGGGGGAAUAUCAAUUGGAUAUGGGCGAUUUGAUAGCCCAGGCAUUUGUGUUCUUUAUUGGUGGCUUUGAGACCUCAUCGAGUACCAUGUCCUUUGCUUUAUACGAAUUGGCUAAGAAUCCUCAGGUGCAGGAAAAGGCACGACAGGAUGUGAUGGAUGUUUUGCAAAAAUAUCAAGGGGUUUUUAACUAUGAAAGUCUCAAUGAAAUGGGCUAUAUAAGGCAGGUGGUGCAGGAGACCCUGCGCAAACACCCAGUGGCUCCUUCGGGUAGACGUGUUUGCCGUCGUCACUUUACCUUUCCCGAUGGCCUCACCAUUGAACCCGAUGUACACAUUAUGAUCCCAGUCUAUGGUAUACAUCAUGAUCCCGAGUUGUAUCCCCAGCCGGAAAUCUUUCGGCCGGAAAGAUUCUCCCCCGAAGAGCGCAGCCGACGUCAUCCUAUGGCAUAUUUGCCAUUUGGUGCUGGGCCACGAACCUGUAUUGCUGAACGUUUCGGUAUGAUGCAAACAAUGAUGGGCCUGGCAUUGCUACUGAAGAAUUUCAAAUUUUCGGUAUGCGAAAGGACACCGAAACGUUUAAAUUUUGACCCAUUCAAUGUUCGUGUCUUCAAUAGUAAAGAUGGUAUAUAUUUGAAUAUUGAACAGGUGUAA
This is a messenger RNA of Musca vetustissima, 1485 nucleotides long. RefSeq names its product cytochrome P450 6a8-like. Lineage: Eukaryota; Metazoa; Arthropoda; Insecta; Diptera; Muscidae. Gene Ontology annotation, molecular function: heme binding; monooxygenase activity; iron ion binding. The record is from RefSeq and is a predicted model, not a curated record. The transcript is spliced from 2 exons. Bases 1 to 1485 code for a protein of 494 amino acids.